Molecule: messenger RNA, 1002 nt
Organism: Metarhizium brunneum ARSEF 3297
Lineage: Eukaryota; Fungi; Ascomycota; Sordariomycetes; Hypocreales; Clavicipitaceae
Gene: KCR2
Product: Very-long-chain 3-oxoacyl-CoA reductase-like protein
Cellular component (GO): endoplasmic reticulum
Molecular function (GO): oxidoreductase activity
Source: RefSeq, a predicted model, not a curated record
AUGCCGCAAUCUCCGAGUCCAAUAGUCGCCCUCGGGUGGCUCACGGCUUCUUAUAUUCUGAUCAAAUUAAUACACCUAGUUGGCAUCUAUAUCCUUCCCUCGCGGCUGCAUCGGUUUGCUCACGUUGCCCCCAAUGGCGACUCACCGUGGGCCUUGGUCACGGGCGCAUCAGACGGCAUAGGCGCAGCAUUUGCACAAGAACUCGCUACCCAUGGAUUCAACGUGGUGCUGCAUGGCAGAAAUCCCGGCAAGCUGAACUCUGUCAAGGAUGGUUUGCAGAAAAAGCAUCCCAGCAGAUCUUUCAGGAUCCUGGUCGCGGAUGCCAGCAAAGUGGCUUGUACCAACUGCAUCCCGAGUGAGCAACAUGGCCAAAACAGCGAGGCUCUAGACUUUAAAGCUAUAGGAGCGGAAUUGGAGGGUCUGCAUCUCACCGUCCUGAUCAACAAUGCCGGUGGCAUGUCAACCAGUCCCAUUUACAGACUGUUGAUGGACUCGUCAGAGGAGCGAAUCACCAGAAACGUCAGUCUAAACGCCAGCUUCCCACUCCACAUGAUGCGACAGUUCCUCCCUACUCUCUGCCGCAACGGACCAUCUCUCAUCAUCAACAUCAGUUCCUUGGCGGAUACUGGAUUUCCAUUGCUGUCAUCCUACGGGUCAAGUAAGCAGUUUCUCAUGACUCUAACCCGGUCCGUAUCUCUUGAGAUGCCCCUUGGCCACGGCCCUGGAUCGGAUCAGGUUGAAUUGCUUGGGGUCAGAGUUGGCAGGGUGACGGGUGUGGCGGCCUACAAAGAGGAGCCUUCGUUAUUCACGCCCAGCGCUCAAGAUAUGGCACGCGCUGCUCUCAGUCGGGCUGGCUAUGGGCACGGGUGUGUCAUUGGAUAUUGGUCUCACGCACUGCAAACCGUUGGUUUCACCGUCUUGCCAAAAUGGUUGGAGGGCCGGGUGUUGCAGGGUGUUAUGAGGAACGAGCGAGCAGUGGAGCUGAGCAAAAAGUCAGAUUGA